AUGAGGCAGUUGAGCUGGCGGAUGGUGGCCUCUGCGGUCGUGGGCCUCACAGUGGCCCUUGAGGCAGUGCCCUGGCUCCUGGGCUGGCUGCAGGUCGGGCGGCAGCGGCGGCCUCGGCGUGAUGUGCUGUUUUUUCCCUCGCAAGUGACCUGCACCGAGGCCCUGCUUCAGGCCCCGGGCGAGGCACCAGCUGGGCCCACGGGGGAUUGCCCGUGCAACCUCCCGCACUCGGAGAGCUCCCUGAGCCACCUGCUGCGUGCCUUGCUGGCUGCCCGCGUCAGCCUCGAGCUUUGCCUCUUCGCGUUCUCCAACCCUCAGCUGGGGCGCGCUGUGCGGCUGCUGCACCAGCGCGGGGUGCGUGUGCGCAUCAUCACCGACUGCGACUACAUGGCCCUCAACGGCUCGCAGAUCGGCCUGCUGCGCAAGGCAGGUAUUCAGGUGUGGCAUGACCAGGAUCUUGGCUACAUGCACCACAAGUUUGCCAUUGUGGACAAGAAGGUGCUUAUCACUGGCUCCCUCAACUGGACCACGCAGGCCAUCCAGAACAACAGAGAGAAUGUGCUGAUCAUGGAGGACUCGGAGUAUGUGCGGCUGUUCCUGGAGGAGUUUGAGCGCAUCUGGGAAGAGUUCAAUCCUGCAAAGUACAGCUUCUUCCCGCAGAAGAAACAAAUCUGCUGAAGCUGCCCUUCUCUGCCUUCAGAGCCUCAGAAGCACAGCCUCCAGUGACACCAGCCACCCUCAGAGAAUAGUUCUGGGGACUGCAUGGGGCUCCUGGGGGUGGCUGAGCUGUGGAGAGGCCAGGGUGCUAUAAAGCCUGUGAGCUGGGUUGCAGUGGUGCACACCUGUAAUCCCAGCUACUCAGGAAGCUAAAGCAGAGGACUCAAAAGUUUGAGGCCAGCCUCAGCAGCUCAGCAAGACCCUCGGAAGGGCUGGAGGCUCAAUGUGCAGUGCACCUAGCAUGCAUGGGCCCCUGAAUUCCAGCAAGGGGGAAAAAAGUAAUGUUGUACACUUAGAAGUGACCUCACUUCUAACACCUGGACAUGGUAGACUCCUUUUUUGGCUCAUGUAAUGGAUGAGUUCCCUGAUCACGUGAGAAGCACGUUCAAGGUGAGGCAAGUCCCUUCUAGCUCUGGCAUCCUUCACAGGUAGUUAGGGGAACAGGUAUCUUUCAUGUAUUUGAGUUUAAAGUUUUUUUUAUAAUGUGUAUGCUAUAUACAGGUAACUCAAAUGAUUUCUGAAGCUAUAGUCUUGGUGACUGUCCAGUCUUAGCAAAUGGGAGUGUUUUUCCUUUCCAAUGUUAAUUGUGACUUAAUAGUUGGGCGUGAAACUUGAAUUUCAGUUUUUGAAAAAUGAGUAUAUCCAGAAGUGGU
Molecule: messenger RNA, 1370 nt
Organism: Octodon degus (degu)
Lineage: Eukaryota; Metazoa; Chordata; Mammalia; Rodentia; Octodontidae
Product: mitochondrial cardiolipin hydrolase-like
Exons: 1
Coding region: 1-678 (225 amino acids)
Biological process (GO): piRNA processing
Cellular component (GO): mitochondrion
Molecular function (GO): RNA endonuclease activity producing 5'-phosphomonoesters, hydrolytic mechanism
Source: RefSeq, a predicted model, not a curated record